AUGGGUCAACGAACCUUUACCCUCAUACCCAAGUUCCCGGGCCGAGAAGAAUCCCCGGACACGCCACCUCUUCGACCUAUGACCUCCAAACAAGUACGGAAGGCGUACAAAUCGGCAAACAAGGGACCAAAACUCACUCGGGCCGAGAUUUGGAAACAGGAGAAGGCGGAACAAGAGCGAAUAAGGAAGGAGUUUGAGAAAGAAAAAGCGGCAGCAAAGGCGAAGAUCCUCAGGGAGAAAAAGAAAGAGAAAGAGUUGGCGGAGAAGGCUGAGAAGCGCAAGAAAGGAUUGCCGCUUGUGAAUGUGCGGCCAAGCCAGGAGACGAUUUCUUGGUUUGUUAGAGGGAAUGGAAGCGCUAAGAAGAGGGAUGCCAAAGGAAAGGAUGUGAGGAACGACACGAUCGAGGAAGAAGCGGAACCCCCAGAGACGACAAUUGCAGACACGAUCGACGAGGAACCGCAGCAACCUGCGAAGAGAGUGCGGACAUUGGAGAGCAUACAAGAGGAUGAACAAGAUACCCCAGAUGUUGGAGCUGAAGCCAUGACCGACGAUGAAAUGCGACGACCUUCUUCAAGCCCAAGGCAUGAUAUGUUGGAUAUGGACGAUGAACUUGACGCGGAUUUUGAGGAAGACUUGGCGUUGGAGCUGCUCGAGGACCUCGAAGCCGCGGCUGAGAAGGGAUGUGAUCAGAACUCCCCGGACAAAGACGAGACGACGCACGAAUCUGCGCCAGGGAUGAAAGUUGCGACCUCGGAUCAAGAUGCUAGUGCUGGAAUACCCCUCGCGAAUCGCUACGAAGAGGACCUCGGCCUCCACCGACCGAACCCCCCUUCAGUCAACUUCAUCAAACCGGCCCUCCCCAAUCGACUAGAGCGACCACCAGCAUCACCCUCUCCAUCACCUCCACGUCAAGCGCCCCCUAUGAGUACGCAAGCGAUCCUCUUUAACUUUGAUGAUUUCUUUCCAUCAUCUUCUCAACAAGCAAGGGAGCUCGAGGAAGAUGAUGACAUUAUACCCUCGGCACCGCCCCCUCUUUCGGCCAUUGUUGAAGAAGAGGAAGAGGCUCUCGACGAAGAGCCUGAGAAACCCGCAGACCCUGACCCCUUACCAUCUCUUGGACCACUCUCAGACUCACCCUCACCUCCGCUAAGACGAUUCUUUACCUCUUCUGGAUCGCACGAGCAAAUGUCUUUGGCCUUGCAUCGUAGCCGACGUACAGAAGCAUUGGAGAAGAUUCAGCAGCGCGAACGGGCGCGUGUUCAGGCUGGCAUGGUAGCACGUGCUGAAGCUGAGAGCUCCAAGACCACCAGACCACCACAGUCGGCAAAGACUGUACCAAAGCCACAAAAGACAUUUGAGAAGAACGCUGGAGGCUACAAACCGAGACCUCCUCAGAUCCAAGCGCCUCCAUUGCAGGAGAAGAAGAAUCCUCCACAUUACACAACAAACGAAAGGCACAACACGCCCAUGACGACCAGACGUUUUGACCAACCCCCGAAAGAAGUGCAACGCGCUGAACCAACAAAGUCACCCACACUAAAGAACAACAAAGAGAACCAGAAACCACCACCCCAGCCGAGUUUUGGACCGAGUGCUUCGCAGGAGUCGUACGGCGGUGAUUGGGUGGAUGAGAUUGCACUCGAACUGAUGAUAUGA
This is a messenger RNA of Fusarium vanettenii 77-13-4, 1656 nucleotides long. RefSeq lists its product as uncharacterized. The record is from RefSeq and is a predicted model, not a curated record. Lineage: Eukaryota; Fungi; Ascomycota; Sordariomycetes; Hypocreales; Nectriaceae. The transcript is spliced from 2 exons. Bases 1 to 1656 code for a protein of 551 amino acids.